AUGCCUUCGGUGCUUAAUGUUGCUUCAGCGUCUAUGAGUCUAACUUCAAGGUGUUUCGGUUUACAGACUAAACGCUAUACUACCACCAGUCUCAAAACUCCUAAUAUUAUUCAACGUCUAAUACUUCGUCGCCCGUUUUCCCUUUGGCGCUUCGCUGAGGAACAGGGUUCUAAGAAACAAGAGGCCAAACCAGAACAAACCACCAAACCUAAAUUCCAAUUUCAAUUUUCAUUCGGUACCGGUGGUGGUGGCAAUGGACCAAAGGGUUCUCAACAAUCGAACACUUGGAACGCUGGUCCAUGGAUUAUUGCUGCCAUAGUCGGUGGUGGGGCCCUUGUUGGAUAUAAUGCUUCAAAAUAUCACAAAAUAACCUGGAAAGAGUUUGCAGAAAACUUCCUCAAGACUGGUCGUAUUCAUCAUUUGGAAGUGGUAAAUAAAGAAUGGGUUCGUGUUUAUGUUCAACCGCUUGGAGCUGCUCGGGUAAGAGAUGGCGAAUCCGGGGAUGCCUAUGGUAACGUUAAUACAGUUAACCUUACGUCUGGAAAUGAGCCAAUCUACUGGUUCGAAAUUGGGGCUGUGGAUACAUUUGAACGCAGUCUUCGUGAAUUAGAAGCGAAUCUUGGCGUCGAGCCGAUAAAUCGUGUUCCUGUUAAUUACAGAUCUCAAUUUAGACCAACCGAUUUUAUUUACAUGGCUUUCUAUGCUGCCUUGAUUGGUGCCGCUUUUUAUUCUUUCAAGUCAACAUCAGGUGGCGUUGUACGCAAGCCCGGAAUGGGAUCGAGUCUAUUCAACUUUGGUCAAUCUCCAGUUCGUUUGAUUGAAAAGGAUAAAAUUGGUGUUAGCUUUGCUGAUGUCGCUGGUUGUGAAGAGGCCAAAAUGGAGAUUAUUGAAUUUGUAAAUUUCCUCAAAAAUCCAGCUCGUUAUGAAGCUCUAGGUGCCAAGAUUCCAAGAGGCGCAAUUCUCAAGGGGCCACCAGGUACAGGGAAGACUCUUCUAGCUAAAGCUACUGCCGGUGAAGCCAACGUACCUUUCCUCUCCGUCUCAGGCUCCGAAUUCCUUGAAAUGUUUGUCGGUGUUGGUCCAAAACGUGUUCGCGACAUGUUCAAUCAAGCUCGCUCCAAGGCGCCCUGUAUUCUCUUCAUCGAUGAAAUCGACGCUAUCGGUGGAAAGCGUUCGGGUUCAUCCUUCGGCCAUCAGGAAAGAGAGAACACUCUCAAUCAACUCCUUGUUGAAAUGGAUGGAUUUACUACUCAGGAAAAUGUCGUUGUACUGGCAGCUACUAACCGGAUUGAUAUUCUAGAUCCUGCUUUGUUACGUCCUGGUCGUUUUGAUCGUCAGAUUUAUGUCUCUCUUCCAGAUAUUAAAGGCCGUGCUUCAAUCUUUAAGGUACAUCUCAAACCACUAAAGUCAGCUCUUGACAAGGUUGAAGUAGCUCGUCGAAUGGCCGCACGCACACCUGGAUUUUCUGGAGCUGACAUCGCCAGCGUCUGCAAUGAAGCUGCUCUUAUUGCUGCUCGUGAGGACGCCAAGUCGGUGUCCCUCAAGCACUUUGACGCCGCGAUCGAUCGUGUUAUUGCAGGUUUAGAAAAGAAGAGCCAGGUUCUACAACCGGAAGAAAAGAAGACUGUAGCUUAUCACGAAGCCGGUCACGCAACAGUGGGCUGGUUCUUGGAGCACUGCAACCCUCUUCUCAAAGUCUCAAUCAUUCCGCGAGGAAAGGCUCUCGGUUACGCCCAAUACAUGCCCCGGGAUGCCUAUCUGCACACUCAAGAUCAACUACUCGACGAAAUGUGCCUUGCUUUGGGAGGUCGUGCCAGUGAGCAGGUCUUCUUUGGCAAGGUUGGUUCCGGUGCAAUGGAUGAUUUGCAGCGCGUCACUCGCUCCGCCUACGCUCAGAUUGUCCAAUUGGGUUUCUCAUCCAAAGUUGGUAAUCUCUCCUUUGAUCUACCUCAACAGGGUGAACCCAUGAUGACUAAACCAUACUCGGAGCAAACAGCUCAACUAAUCGAUGAAGAGGUUCGACAACUGGUUGCUAAGGCCUAUGAUCGAACCAUCAAGCUUGUUGAGCAACAUAAGGAGCAUGUGGAGGCUUUGGCUCUUAGAUUACUGGAUAAAGAACAGUUACAAAAAGAAGAUUUAGUGGAAAUUCUUGGUCCAAGACCGUUCCUGGAGAAGAACACCUAUGAGGAAAUUGUUGGUUCUGGCCCACUUGAUGAAGACACAGCUCUCCCUCCUGGUUUGAAAGAUUGGAACAAGGAACCAGAACCUGAACCACAUUCUUCUUAA
Molecule: messenger RNA, 2286 nt
Organism: Rodentolepis nana
Lineage: Eukaryota; Metazoa; Platyhelminthes; Cestoda; Cyclophyllidea; Hymenolepididae
Source: the annotation of a GenBank genome assembly